Messenger RNA from Penicillium malachiteum, 5487 nucleotides. RefSeq lists its product as uncharacterized. Bases 1 to 5487 code for a protein of 1828 amino acids. Lineage: Eukaryota; Fungi; Ascomycota; Eurotiomycetes; Eurotiales; Aspergillaceae. Gene Ontology annotation, biological process: transcription initiation at RNA polymerase III promoter; 5S class rRNA transcription by RNA polymerase III. The transcript is spliced from 4 exons. Gene Ontology annotation, cellular component: transcription factor TFIIIC complex. The record is from RefSeq and is a predicted model, not a curated record. Gene Ontology annotation, molecular function: DNA binding.
AUGGCGCGAGGCUUGCAAGAGUUGAUCGAUUUCUUGCUAAAUGAAGUCGCCCUUUGCGGCAGCCAAGGCGCAACCAUACAAGAUGUUGUGAAACGCAUUGAAAUUUUCUACCCUUCUUCCCAGGAUGAAAACGCGCGAUCUCAAAAUGUAGAUCAUCGCUUCCAAGCUAAGGUUUGGUCAUGGCUCACGCGUAACCCUGAAGUCUCGAUCGGGGAGAACAACCAGUGGAAUGAUCUUACUUUUGAUCAAGUUCAAGAUCUUGAAAAGUCUGCGGAAAAGAACGAAAAGCCAUCUGGACCCGAGGAAAAUGAAGACAACAAAAAACCAACUGCCUCCAAAGUUCGAAUCUUCGUCUCUAAGAAGAGGACAUGGUAUGCAGUCACCGGUCAUGAGCCUGAUGACACCAAGUGUCCAGCGUCUGAAUUUGCACUGCUCUCCAUCAUCGCCGCUCGCAAAUCCGAAGGACUUCCCCAAACAGAACUGAUCAAGCUCAGUGGCCAAGAUAAACGCUCAGUUCCAAAGAGAACCGACGCGUUGGUCAGGAAAGGGUACAUCGAAAAGCGUGCUGUGCAGGUCAAGAAUACACGUACCAGUCUUCUGAUUCACUGUCGAUUCAUGAACGCAGCGGUCGUGGAGGCUGAGGGCGAAAAGAAGGUUGAGCCUACCAAAAUGAUCGACUUUGAGGCCUUCAUUAGCCGAACGUUCGAAAUUCUCAGAACCAGCGAGAAUAACAUCGUUGGCCGUAAUGAUCUCAAAGUGAUGCUUGACUUUCAUGACCUCUGGUACACAAGAGUCCUGUCACGAGCUCUUCGCAAGUGGGAGCAAAUCGGAGUGUUGAGACGAGUGAAAGCAAAAUCACAGUUUGGAUUGAUGCAUUCAUGCGUGCAACUGAUGAGAGAGCCCACUCAGCAGGACUUGGACAAAUUCCACGUUUUCAGCAAGGAUGGCAUCGACAAAGCUGAAGAGGACCAGGCGGAUAUUGAUGAAGAAAUGGAGCUAGAUGCGGAGGAGGAAGCAACUGAAAAGCGGCAAACAGAGACAGACACAGAAACCGGCAUUGUUGAUACAGAAACCGUCAUCCAAUCUGCACGUACCGUACCAAAAUGGACCCCAGAUCGCAACCUCGCCAACCAAGUCUUAGAUGUUGUUGACCAGGCAGGAACGAAGGGAAUCACCAAUGAUAACAUCAAUCGCACGUGCUAUGGUCUUUAUUUCAAAAGACCAUCUGAGUGUCUUAUUCAUCGGCUGACUGACUGCUGGCAAUUUUCUCAACCACCUCAUCUUCGGCACAUGGCGAUUCUUCGGGAUUCGGAUGUCCAAAAAACCACCAUUCACUAUGUCAACUACUCUGCGAGGAACUUUGCAAGGAAGGUCGAUGAGGGUAGUGCGUUUUGGGAAGCAGUUGAAUUUCCUCCCGAAAAGAUCAAGGCUUCUAAGGUCAAGGUUUUCCCCGUUGAAGCGCCUUUUGAAGUCGACAACUAUGGUCUUCCCCAAAUAACAUCGCCUCUUCUGAUGAAAAAUGGAAAUAUCAAAUUGGCCCAAGGCCUAUUAUGCUGCAAACCUUCUGACUACAGCCUCACACGCAAGGAUCCAGCAGGUGUCUACCAGGAAGAUGGCUCGUAUCGUGUUCAACCAGGGUCCACAGUCGCCAUCGAGUUUCUGCCAAAAACCACCACCAGCUCUCGUAAACUGGGUCGCCCGAGAAAAUAUCCUACUCAGGUCUCACCAAGUAAGAUGAAGAUAGAGGGUUCUACGGCAGAACUCAGUGACAGCGACACUGUGAUGUCAGAAGCUUUUUCAUUUCCACAGAAAAAGCUUACGAAGCAAGAAAAAUGGAAGCGCAUGUCCAAGAAAGAGCGUUUCGAGGCAAUGGGCUGGGAUGAGACAUGGACAGAGUACAGUGCUCUUGUGAUGGAAAAACCUACGCCUGGAAUCUAUGUCACGCCUCGCGGCAAGCGCAGACCUGCAGGCAAGAAGCAGGGCCGCCCGAAGCAAAGUCGGAUAGCUGUCUUCAAAUCACCCAAUCUAUCCUCAUUGACCUGGUUCACCAAGGAUGAUGCAGACUCUGAUAACACCGAGGCAGACGAGGAGAUGCCUUCACAGCCUGUACCGCUGCCAAUCCAGGAGUCCAUGUCAACCCCUGAAGCUGCCACUGUCGAUGAUACUUCUGCUCAACCGGACCAAAUUAUUGAGGUCACUUCCAGUCGACCAAAAAGGAGCAAGAGAGAUCAAUCCCCUGGAGUUCCCGAGGGGUUGGAAACACCAUCGGCAAGCAUCAAUGGAGCUCAAAACUCUGAAGGACGACCUUCAAAACAAAGGCGUCUUCGUGGUCCCACGGAAAAGAGUGGACAGGCUACUCAAACAGGGUCGGCCACCGCUGAGAUUGACAUUGAUUCAACUUCAGUGGAGGCUCGGGAGAGCACACCGGCCACAGCUGAUGCCAAUGAUGACCCCUCAAUGCAAGUCACAAACGGGCGUAAAAUAGCUUCUCCACAAGCAACACGCAAGACUCCAAAAACACCGGGUAUGACGGAAAAGUCUAUGGAUCCUCCUAAAAUGCCAACACCAACACCUACACCAAAAUCACGACCAACUCAAACCCAAGAGACACCCAUUGCAAAAAGUAUCCUGCAAAUCAAGAAUAAUACCCCCAAAACGCAUGGCACACCCGAAAAAGGUGGUUCUGUGCCGUUCAUGCGCAGGAAGAUCGUCAUGGAAAUUGUGGAAAAGGCAGGAGGUGCAUAUCCUGGCGGCACUGAGCUUUGGCAUCCAUUUACGACCGCGUGGUUGAAAUUGAAUUACAAGGAAAAACCAGACACUCGCACCGUGAGAACUGCCGUCACUCAUCUCGUGGAAGCGGGUCUUCUCAAGCAGUCAACCUUCACUGGUAAAGAUACUCGAGGUUUAAUGGUCACCAAGUCGAUACUUUGGUUACCAACAAUGACACCUGAUGACCCACUGAUUCAGCGUAUGCGAUCGGAGCUCCUCAUCCAUGAUCGUGAUACGAAAACUCCAUUUGCUCCAGGAAUAGAGAUUACCCAGGGUCUAUCAAGAAAUCUCAACCCCGCUAAACAUUCCCAUCGUCCCAAGACAAGUGUGCCUAUAAUAUCUAGCGCUACUGUCCGGAUCAUGGACAAGCCAAUGUCAGUUCGUCACCAAGAGAAACGAGCAGAGCGGAACGUGCAGAGAGUGUUGCUGAGAAGAAUGAUGGAGGAUCAUUACGAUGAAUAUGACUCUGAAACCGACUCCGACGAGUAUGAAGAUGACGAGGAGGAGAUUCCUGGAGUACGACGACUCAUGAGGCUCCCCCACCAAUUUGGUGAGGGAUUCGGGGGAAUCCAUCACUUCUUCCAUUCCAAAUUCAUGGUCAAUCCCUUAUGGGAUCAGCCGCUGCCACCCAAGAUCAAGAGACCUCCUGGCCGACCAAAGGCAUUGUCAACUCUUUUCUCUCUAACUGGGAAAAUGGCUUUCCUGAUGAACCCGGGCCAGUUUUACCACUCGGCUUCGGGCACAUUUGCCACGGGUUCUAUCAAUCACAGAAAGUCUGGGCGUAGACGAGGGUAUUUCGCAGACAAUCGUGCCAAUGCUGACUUUGGUGUCAUUGUCGGAGACCCCGUCCAUGUGCUUAAUGCAUUUGCACGUCGGCCUAAUGAACCGCCAAGUGCGAAGGCAAAGAAUAGCACAGAUGCUCAACGAUUCUGGAGGGCCACCGAGAAAAUCCUGCACUUCGAGGUAAACCAUGAAGAUCUUUUUGACACGUUCCAUGAAGACCAUCCCUUCAUAGACCAGACUGCCCCUAAAAGCUUCUACGCGCAACCUCUCGAAGGACCGGUCCGGUUUGACUUUGACGAGCUGGAAGUUCCCAAGAAAUUCAAAGCUUCACGUAUGAAGACCCGUCAACUAAUGAGAGCCGAACGGGCCCCCAAACGUCAACGUGUAUUGCAAGAUUCUUCUGGAUCCAGGCACAUGGAAGUCCGCCCGAUUCGCCGUCGAACUACCCUGAAACCACUUCCCGAGGGCGUUAUUCGAAGAUACAUGGUUGCGAUUGUCGCAGUCCGCACUCUAGCUGGUGGAAAUGACGGAAAAUCCGUGGAUUGGGACCUCGUUCCACUUGCUUUCCCUAAUAGUGAUGCCGAAGUAGUCAUCCAAUAUGGUAAAUCCAUCCUCGCCAGAAACCGAAUGGAAAUCCUCAAGAUGCAAUAUGACUUCCAGGAGAGAUACCUGCUGGCUUAUGAAAAGGACCAGGUUCCUCCAAUCGACUAUGAGAACUUGCAAGGAUACAACUGGCCAGCUGUUGUGGAAUGGGCAAGCAUCGAGCUUGAAUUCUCCACAUCUGAAAAGGCUCCCACUCUCCCUGCGACCCGCGAACAAUUUGAUAACAUGUUCGAGCUUCGUGAAGAACAAGGGACCGUCCCAGAAGAAGUGCACGCUACGUCUGGUAGUAUCACGAGCAUCCAUCGACGCCGUCUCAUGGCCCGCAUUCCAUUUGCCAUGGAACAAGCUCGCGCUCCUCCACUUCCACACAGAGCAGACCUUCAAAACCUUGAACUAGCCAAGACAUGGGUUCGCGCCAACGUCACCACACCAGAAGAUCGCUACGAUGCCGAAGCAGCAGCAAGCACACUCGCGCCAUUUGGAAACGCCCUCCUUUCAUUAGCCACUCAAACCCUCAUGACAGACCGCGUCAUCUGUAAUGCGAACCGUGGCCGUGCCGUCCCUGGACGGAACUACAUGAUGCAUGAUUUCUUCAUCCAGGCCAUGGAGCGUCGUCGUGGCAUAGACGGGGACCAGCUUGCUCGCGCAGCUCUGUUCAAGUCUACAAUCUUAGACACUGCAUUCAAGGAAGAGGGCAGUUUCAAAGUUAGUUACCACGGCCGUGACGGUGAUUCCCUUGUUCUGGGCGAGCUACUUGCGAACGGUCACAUCGACUUGUUCCCCUGUAACCCUCCACGAGAGAAGUACGGUCUCAUGGACGGUGGAUACCUCACUCGGCAGAUGGAUAAGCUUAAGCUUCGCUUUGAAGUAGAAGCUCGACCCACAUCCACGUAUCCGUACGGAAACCCAAUCAUGGAUCUUAUCAAACUACAAGCCCCCCCUACCCCCGCCUUCGAAUUAUAUUCCACUGUGUUGUGGAUGAAAUCCGUUGCUUCUGUGCUUGGCUGUCUUCUUAUUCGGGCUGGUGUCUCGAUUGAGAGUAUUACGGUGAUGUGUAAGCCUGGUCUGAUGAAGUGGGAAGUUGAACUUUUGCUGGAGAAGUGGUUGCUUGUGGUUGGAGUUGUGAACAAGACUGUUGAUGGCGCACAGACGAGAUGGAAUCUGAAUGAGUGGUGGUGGCUUACUUUGGAGGAGAUGGAGGAGCCUCAUCCAAGUCGAGAGUCUGAGCCUGAGCCUGAGCCUGAGCCUGAGACUGCGACUGAGACUGCGACUGAGACUGCGACUGCGACUGAGAUGAUAUCUGCCAGUGGACAGUUCGACUGGCCUUCUUGA